Molecule: messenger RNA, 1709 nt
Organism: Drosophila obscura
Lineage: Eukaryota; Metazoa; Arthropoda; Insecta; Diptera; Drosophilidae
Gene: bard
Exons: 1
Coding region: 294-1643 (449 amino acids)
Source: RefSeq, a predicted model, not a curated record
CCUGGCCAGGCCAGCUGUCAAAUAAGGAUUAUCCACAAUUUAUGUGUUUGCUCGGAAAUCACAUUUCUAUGAUCGGUAUACAUACCUGCAGGUAUCAGCUACCUAUGUAUCCUCAAUUACGCUGCCUGUGAUCCGGCCGGGUAGCUAAUCUAGGUAGCUCGCUAUUAAUUUUUGCAUAAAACCCUUCAACCGUACCGACAGACGACACAUUCAAGCUGCAGUCUUUGAGCAAGCAACACCACAAUACAAAUUGUAGUUAAAAUUUUUAAAUAGAGAAAAAAAAAAAACUAAAUAUGGAGCUGACACUUGCCGAUCCCGCCUUUAAGAGCAUCAUCGAGGGAGCCAAGGAAUGCCGUCUGCCGCCGCUGGAGGAACGUGAACCCAACUAUGUGGACAAUCUGCACAUCAUAUUCUUCGAGCAGAUCUUUGAGGCCAUUGACAAUCUGAGCGAUCAGGUGCGCAUGGCCCGGGCGUAUCCACAGUUUAUACCACACAUCCUCAAGAUCUGGCAGAAGCGUUUGAACAUGAUUGUCGGACCGAAUACACCAUUUUUGGGCCUGCUGGAUAUCGAGGAUUAUGUGUUCUUUAUGGAUCACAUGGCUGAUCGUUUCAAGGAGCUGCAUGUCCAUGAGGAUGGUGUCGGUUCGUUUGCCGAGUUCUUUGAUUAUAUACGACAUCUGAAUGAUAUAAAUGUGACACGUUUGCCGGGUGUGGAGACCUGCAUACUGGCUGGCAAUCCAAAUACCGUCAUCGAUGAUGAUAUACGUGAUCUCACACAAAUGCUGCCCAAUCUGAGGCGUUUGACCAGCUGCAUGAACAUCUCUGGUGGCUAUAUCUGGUGUUUCCGUAAGCUGGAGGAGCUCGUCUUCAAUUCGAUGUACCAUUCGGUGCCAUUGGACAGUCGCUGGAUACAGGAGAUCUGCUUGAGCAUGACACAGCUUCGUGUUCUGGACAUUACCGAUCAUUUUGAUAGCGGCGUACGGCUGACGGACAUCAAGCUGCCGAAUCUGGAGGUGCUCAAGAUCAAUCUGAGCAGCGUGGAGACCGUCAUAUCGGAUGUUUUGCAGUUGCCCAAGCUCAAAAAGCUGGCCGUACGCUUUGAUGACUCGCGGCAGCUGCAUGCCGAUCAGGAGACCAUUUUCCAGCAGAUUAUUGUGGCCAAAAGUGAGUCCAUUACACGCAUUGCCGUCAACAAUGAGGUGGUGCAAUUGCCGGCACGUUGGCAUCAAAGUUUGCUGCUCGAACUGCCGCAGCUCAAGAAAUUGGUGUGCGAGAAUUGGUUUCACGAUGAUUUCUUCCUGGAGCGCCGGCACAUGCCCUGCGCCCAGAUGGAGGUCCUUAGCUUUAGUGGCUGGGAAAUAGUGCGUGAAUAUCAGCUGCUCGAAAUGGUGGCCGAAUGCACAAAGUUGCAGCAUCUAGCGUUGAACGGUUACCACAGCAAUUUGGAUCGCUUGCAAAAACUAAUGCACAUACGCUGGGAGGAGAAGAACGCCAAGCCACUGCAGGUGUUCAGCGAUAUUAUGUGGACCACUUUGAUGCCCGACGAGUACAAGAAAUGGUCCGCGGAUAAGUACGUUCAGGUCACCUGCGAUGGCAGCGAAUACGACUACCAGGAGGAUGGCUUUGAGUUUGAUUUUGUUUAGGCUUUAAACCCUACUCUCUACAUACAUUUCAGAUUGUAUAUAUAUUUGUUUAAAAAAUCUUAAAUU